Alligator sinensis (Chinese alligator) is the source of this 5088-nucleotide messenger RNA. RefSeq lists its product as uncharacterized. The transcript has 2 exons. Gene Ontology annotation, cellular component: membrane; extracellular region. The record is from RefSeq and is a predicted model, not a curated record. Lineage: Eukaryota; Metazoa; Chordata; Crocodylia; Alligatoridae. Bases 609 to 2027 code for a protein of 472 amino acids. Gene Ontology annotation, biological process: lipoprotein metabolic process; lipid transport. Gene Ontology annotation, molecular function: lipid binding; metalloendopeptidase activity.
CCUUGAGGAACAAGUUGUUGGAUAUGAGAAGCCCGGUGAGGGGCUAGGGCGGAGUUAGCCCUCCGUGGGGUGAACCGGAGGGUCAUGCGAGAGACCCAACAGACUGCAUGUCACCACCUGAGGCGUGAUCCGCAUAAAGCCCCGUGGCCUACAGGAGCCGUCCCAAGAAGGAGCAAGUGGAACAAGUUAUCAAUGCAAGAAAAAGACCCUGUGAGAGGGGGUGGAGUGCGAGAGGCCCUAGUGAGAGGAGGGCGAUCUGAGUGCAUGUCUGAAUGACAAAGGACUAAGUUGGCCUGGCUUUAGACUGGGAGCAUAAUGUCAUCCUGGGUGCCAUCUGCGAGGCACGGGCUUCAGUGUAGGGGAGGUUGGGAGCUGUGGAUAGCACCCUCUGGCAUCGGGGCAUGUAAUGGGUAGUCUUCUGCAUUUACCACCAGUUAUGGGAACAGCAAAGUCAUGGCAGGUGACACUGGGCAGACUGCCCCAUAGACAGGUGAGCAGCCCUGAGCUUGCCCCCUGUCAUAGACCCUGAGGCAUCUUGAUCUCCCCAAAACGGUGCCGCCCCGCAGCUGGGGGAGGGCGCGGGGAGCUCCAGCAGGGAAGGGGCAGCAAUGCAAGUCAAACACUGCAUGUGCUUCUGCAGGGCUGCGCUGGAAAGCUGUUUGGGACUGAGGCGUGCAGACGGCGUCCACGCAGAGAUGAGCUCCCAGGAAAACAUUGUGUGCAGCAAGGAAGAAAACCAAAGCAAAUGCUACAUUUCUAAAACUGAUGGCAAAAGCUGCGUCCCGCUGAACAAAGACAAGGAGAGAAUCGCCGCAGCAGCAAGGCAGAGCGCGCUGGAGAUCCUGAGCGAUGCGCUGAAGAAGAAGGACCGCGUGCUGAUGAAGACGCCCCGGGACCUGAUUUCCUGCGACUCUGAGGAUCCCAAGUUGUGGAUGAAACGGUUUGCAGUCCUGACGCAGCAGCGGGUGAGAGACCUCAUCUUGGUGCCGGAGGAAGCCAAAUUCAUGGAAAAUCCUUUCAGGAAGGAGGUUUAUGCAUGUGUUUAUCCAAAAUCUGGAGACAAAACCAUUGAUUUGUGCCCACUCUUCUGGGAGGCUCCGAGUCACCUUGACAUAGAUUCUCAGCCAGGGAUUUUAAUCCAUGAGGCCUCGCACUUCUUGGGCACAUGUGACAUCACCGAUGAGGUACUCAGCAUCUAUGUUACCUGCAGGGGACUGAUGAUGAAAUACAACUCGAGAGAUGCAAAUAGUCCAAAAUGUGUUCCUCUGGCGAAUGCGAUGGUAAAUGCCAAGAACAUCCAGUACGAGUUUGAAGUGACCCUGCGGCACCGGGGAGACUACGCGCGGGGCAGAUACUCCUGCUGCGGGGAGCCGGCGAGGAGCUCCGUCUGCGAAAGCGCCGUGCCCGAUGACUUCCUCAUGUGUCCGAACAACUGGAGCAAAUUCCUAGGGAGGUACAUUGAUAAAGUACUGAGGGAGAGGCUGCUGCCGGCCCGGGACAGGCUGAAGCAGCACGUAGCAGAGCUUCGGGGAAUUGCCAACACUGCGGACGAGGUUUGCAGAGGAGCCACGAUAGCAGACGUUGCCAGCGGGUCAUCGAGGCUUGGGAGCAUAAUCGCCACUGUCGGGCUUGGCCUUGCCUCCGUGGCCUUCAGGACAUGGCUGGCUGUCUCCCUCAUGGGGCUUGCCAUCUCCACAGCACACAGCCUGAUCGGCACAGCAGCGACCAACACCAACGUUGUGCAGAGUCGAAUCGAGGAGGAGGAGAUGAACGGGCUCCUGGGCCAGUGCCAGGCUGAGGUGCAGCUAGAGUUAAUUACCGAUUGCCCGCUUCAUGUGGGCUGCCAAGUGUGGUUUUCUUUGCCAUUACAAGCAGUAAGCGGGUGCCCAGUCUCAGGAUGGUGGACACAAGCCUGCAGGUAUCAUAACAUUUGUUUUUGGUGUGCAGUUCUCCCCCUCUCCGUCCCCCACAAGCCAACCUGCAGUUCCAGGAGGCAGAUGCUUUUCCUGGUCCAUCCUGGUGACUGAGGCUUGAGGCACCAGCCUGACCCAAGGCUUGUGCCUGCCCCAUGCUAGAAGGGGACAGAUGGGCUCCCAGGCGGGCAGGCGGUCUCUUGGCCAGGGGCCCCCGGGAGCAGUGUUAUGACACGUGAGUCACUGUGUAGCCUGCUGUUGUGCAAUGCAUGGACAGGGAUUGUUUUGGGGUGCAGGGACGGUGCUUCCCCCAUGGCUGCUGUGCCAAGCCCGGCGCAAAGAAGCCUGACUCUGCUGCCAAGUCGGGUGAGUUCUGUGGCGGGCCAGUAGGGGGCGCUCCUGCACUGAGCCACCCACCUCCCUGCGCCCGACCCCCAACCAAGCCCCAUGUGCCUCCCCAGGGGUGUCAACGUCUGGCCGACCCCCUUCCUGGAGCACACCCGCAAGCCUGGGGUAACUGCUGCCACCACCCAGGGGCUCUGGUCUGACCUCAGGCCCUGCGCCCCCUGGGACACACAGGCCUUUUAGACCCGGACCUGCUUGACCCACUGCAAGAACUUGGGGUGCUUCCUUCAGCCUGUCGCACAAAAAGUAGCCUCUCUUCGUCAGCCAAGCUAAGGGAAUAAAAAGCCAUGCCCAAACCCUCUCAUGCAUGUACCACAAACCUUGUUAUAGCAGAACGCUUCAUUGGUUACAGAGGCUAGGCUUGGGGAAGGGUACAGGUUAGAGAAGUAUCACAGAAUAACCUUAGAGCAAACACUGUCAGCUUAAUAGCUGGUUGAUAUACUUCUACGUUAUGGCAAGCUAGAUCUCUAGAUAGGUUUCAAGUACUUUACUCACUUCAGCAUCCUGAGAGAGAAAGAGGGUUGCAGAUGUUCCAGUUGCUGAGUGUAUUUUCACACGGCUGCCCCUCCUCCUCUCUACCUGUUAAGUCCCUCACCCUAUAGAGCCCACCUCCACGGGGGAGUGGGAUUUGGUUAGAGAACUCCUGCGGGCCAGGGGCAUAGUCCGUCGGGCAGCUGAGGGAUCGGGAACCAACAGGCUCAGAGCAUGUUUAGGAAAAUGUCCUUAUUCAGGAAGGUUGGAGCAGGGGACCAUGAAGUCAAGUGGGUGCAGAGGGAGGAAAUUUCUCCUCUCCGUAAGGAGAUUUUGAAGGGUGGUCCUAGUCCAUGGAGGGAGGAUGUAUGCGCCCCAGGUUUUUCCAUAGGGGACAUCAAGGUCCAAUUUGAAAAAGUUUGCCUUUGUGAAAAACCCUCAGCUCAAAGGCAACACAGUGCCCUGGUUUGGCUACUGUGAGAAUAGCAACUGAGGAAAAAGCUCAGGGAGCCGCAGAAGAACAAAUGUGCUCAGUUGGAGACAAGCAAUCAGACCCUGAAAGGACUGUCUUGGAAUUUGGAAAAUGAAAAGGAAAAAUUGAGGAAAGUAAAUCAAGAUAACGCCCAACAACUGGAAUCCUUGGGCCAGGAAAAGGCUAGCUGAGAAGCCUUACAAAAAUUGCUAAAGAUAAAGCGAACGGGGAGCCAAAGCAAACCACGGCCCCUGUCAGAACACCAUUAAUCGCUUAAAGCACAAACUCCAGGAGCGCAGCCUGCAAGUAGCAGUGUCAUCUGGGGAGAUCAAGCCUGGGACCCAGACAUCCCCUUCAACCUGGGAGAGAUUUGGGGUGGGAGGUAUAGGGAGACGCAGAGGACAUGAUGGAUCCCUCACCUGAGGGCCCCAAGUCCGAGAAGGAGAGCGAUCUGGUGCCUGAGGUGAGUGCAAUCGCUUGAACCUCAGUCACCCGGGAUGCACAGGGAAACCACAUACGUGACGGUUCCCCUUAGUGGAGUGCAUCUCACCACCGUGGGCAAGACCCUGGGGCCUGCUAACAUCAGGAAUUUGGGGCAGUGGUUGCAGAAAUCCUUAAAUAGUAGUAGAUGUGAAACCCUGAGUGUCCGGGAAUGGCACCACUUGUUAAGGGCCUGUGCCACCCUGGAGAUCUAGGCAGCCGUGAGCCACGAGGAUAGUUUUCGGGGAGGCACUAUUUCCCAAAGCAUAGCAGACUUGGGGAUCAAUCUAGGGAGGAAGACGUUCAAGGGACAGUUUGGGGAGAGCCACCGGACACCUGGGGAACCUGUUUGGGACUAUAUGGACAUUGGGACUGCUUUCAGGGUCAGUGCUGCCCCUGGACAGGGUGGGCAAUCGGACACCUGACAUCAGGAAUAUAGAUUACCCUCCUGGCUUUUGGAAGGAAGUACAGGAGGGCAUGCACCCGCCUGUAAUCGGACUAAUGGGGCCGCUCUGAGAGACCCAGAGCUACACGCUGGGAGAAGUCCUACCCCGGGCUCAAGAUGCAGAGAGACUGAUUGAACAGCAAGGGGCGGGGGGGCCAUUGCAGCCACCCAGUUCAAGGAAAAACCCAAUGAUACACUGAAUUGCAUGGUCACAUAUUCCAAUGAAAGUGCAUACUCUAAAUCUGACUGGAGGGUUGAGGGACCAAAUCACCGCCCCAGCCCACACCCGUGCAUCCCCUGGCCUGCAAGGGAAAGGGAGAGUGGGAUUUGGGUGGCAGUGCGGACGUUCCUGAAGCAGCACGGGGAGCCCAGGAGAGGUGGGACAAGUGGCCCCUAGCUGAUUUAAUUGACAGAGUGACAGAGCUGAGUAAAGGGUGGGCAGCAGCAUCCCCCCACCCUAACAGGGUAGCAGCCUCGACUCCCAUCUCUGAAGAGUGCUGACGGGGCCCCCGUAACGGGACCCACGAGCAGAGCCCAGGCUCAUGGGAAAAAUUCGGCACCCUCAAUUGGGACCCAGGAGGGAGACCCCAAGUACCCAUUAUGGUGGGGAACCCUUGGCACACCAGUGCGCUCCUGGACACCAGAGCUGUGCUGAAUGUUUUCAGGGGAAAAUGGGACCUGAGCCAAGUUGGGACUGAACGAAUAAUGCUCUGGUCCUUCGCAGGGCAGGAAACCAGCGGGGCUGUGUAAAAAUACAUUCCCUCCCCUUCCCCAACCAUUUCUGACUUUCUUUCUGCCCUCUCCAUCCCUUAUCAGUGAUUGCAAGUAGCACUAGGUAAGCUAAGCUAAGUUCUUGUAUACUAUUAUUGUAAUAAGCUACUUUUUUAUAUAUUGUAAAUAGU